AUGAUUUUAACUGCUCCCUAUCCAGACUCCUCUCCAGCUGAUGACUCAGGCUUGGACUGGGAGGAGUGGUACCGCUAUCCAUUGCACCGCUCAGGUUCAGCGACUUCCACAAGGAGCUCCGAUGCGCCUUCGCCGCGAAUCACCGACCAGUCUGGCCUAAUGCCACCAGCUCCACCUGAUCCCCACAUCAAAUACUUGUGGAAUGAAAGUGUGGACGUGAGCGAGAUGGGUGGAAUAGAACAGAACGAAGUGCUGCAACUGCGCAUGAUGCUCGGCAUCGAGCGAAUUUCCACGGAGACGCUGUCUCGUUACAAUGUCAGGGCACAUAUGGAUGGUUACGACCAGCCCGCUAUUCUCUACCCCAGAUAUCGUGGUCUAGCUUCGCGAAUUCGUAUCCCUGCCGGCCUGAAGGUUAUACGCAAAGUCGGUGAACGCUUGGAAAAGGAGAACUAUCCCAUCAUGGAUGAUCCUGUGUGGUACAACAACAUCCAUAAUUCUAACGCCUCAAUUCAGGUAAAAGCGAAUCCGGAAAUGACGCGAACGCGCGCGACCGAACGCUGCGUUCAAUGCUGCGAAGUUAUCGGUUUUCCGAUAGUUGUGCGAACUACUUAG
Molecule: messenger RNA, 612 nt
Organism: Cylicostephanus goldi
Lineage: Eukaryota; Metazoa; Nematoda; Chromadorea; Rhabditida; Strongylidae
Source: the annotation of a GenBank genome assembly